CUGACCUCGAUGAGAUCAUCAUGCCAGUAGAUGGUACUGAACUCCAUCUAGUGUUUGGAGACAUCACUAAUGAGACUACUGAUGCCAUCGUGAACACCACUGACUUUAAGGACUUCCAGACAGCUGGAGUGUGUAAGGACAUCCUUACUAAAGCAGGACCUCAAAUCCAGGCUCAACUGACAGGCGCUCAGGUAGCAAGAGGGCAGAUAUUCACGACCCCACCAGGAGGCUUCCCCUGUAAGACCAUCAUGCAUGUUUGUGGACUGAGGGACCCUGGUGUUAUCGAGACCUUGGCAAAAGAAAUAGUGGUUCAAAGUGAGCAGGGCUGCUACAGGUCUGUGGCCAUCCCUGCGAUCUGUGCUGGUCAGUACCUUCAUUAUUACUCUUGAUAGGUAGUUUGUUUUAUGUAUUUUUUAUUUGUUUUAUGUAU
Messenger RNA from Cyprinus carpio (common carp), 430 nucleotides. Its product is annotated as protein mono-ADP-ribosyltransferase PARP14. Bases 21 to 389 code for a protein of 122 amino acids. Gene Ontology annotation, molecular function: transcription corepressor activity. Gene Ontology annotation, cellular component: cytoplasm; nucleus. Gene Ontology annotation, biological process: negative regulation of gene expression. The transcript is spliced from 3 exons. NCBI's taxonomy places the organism in Eukaryota, Metazoa, Chordata, Actinopteri, Cypriniformes, Cyprinidae. The record is from RefSeq and is a predicted model, not a curated record.